This is a messenger RNA of Phragmites australis (common reed), 2994 nucleotides long. RefSeq lists its product as uncharacterized. The transcript is spliced from 10 exons. Gene Ontology annotation, cellular component: nucleus. Bases 67 to 2679 code for a protein of 870 amino acids. Gene Ontology annotation, molecular function: hydrolase activity, acting on acid anhydrides, in phosphorus-containing anhydrides; DNA helicase activity; DNA binding. The record is from RefSeq and is a predicted model, not a curated record. NCBI's taxonomy places the organism in Eukaryota, Viridiplantae, Streptophyta, Magnoliopsida, Poales, Poaceae. Gene Ontology annotation, biological process: nucleobase-containing compound metabolic process; establishment of sister chromatid cohesion.
GGCAGCGGCCGGCCGCGCGGGAAAACCCCGAACGCACCUGCCAUCUCCCGCCGAGCGCCCGCUAAAAUGCCGACGCCGCCGCCGCCGCCGCUGCCGCGGCGCGACUUCCCGGCGUUCCCGUUCGCGCCGUACCCGAUCCAGGCAGAGUUCAUGUCCUUCCUCUACGCUGCCCUCUCCUCCGGCCCCGGCGCCCUUGCCCUCCUCGAGAGCCCCACCGGCACCGGCAAGACGCUCAGCAUCAUCUGCAGCGCGCUUCAGUGGCUCCUCGACCACCGCGACGCCGUGGCGGCGACGCGGAGCCACCCCGGCCGGGCCGAUGGACUCGCUGCCGGAGCCGGAGAAGACGACGACGAGCCCGACUGGAUGCGAGAUUUCACUCCGCCGUCGCUGCCGCCGGAGAAAGAGAGCAGGAAGAAGAAGAAGCCUCCUGCUGUGGGGAAAACUGUGGGUUCAGGGAAAUCCGACGGGUUUGGGGAGGAAUGCGGCGAUGACGAGGGGGAGUUCUUGUUGGAUGAGUACGAAAGUGACGGCGGGGACGGCGCGAGCCUGGGGGCGGGGAAGCGGGCACAUUGCGGUAGCAGCAGUAGUAGUGAAGGCGAGGAAGAGGAGGAGGUGACGCCCAAGGUUUACUUCACGAGCCGCACGCACUCGCAGCUCUCGCAGUUCGUCGGAGAGCUCAAGAGGACGGAGUUCGCGGGGCGUCUCAGGACGGUGUGCUUGGGGUCCAGGAAGAACUUGUGCAUCAACAAGGAUGUUCUGAAGCUGGGCAGUGCGAACAGGAUUAAUGAGAGAUGCUUGGAACUGCAGAAGAACAAGAAGACUAGCAAAUUUAAGGUUGAGGGUGAUAAAAGAAAGGUGCGCCAAGCAAAGACCUCUUGUGGGUGCCCAAUGUUAAGGAAUAGAAGUCUACAGGAAGAGUUCAGGAACGAAGUGUCAAACCAAGGUGCAUUAGAUAUCGAGGAUUUGGCACACAUAGGAAAGAAAAUUGGAACGUGUCCGUACUAUGGUGCACGAGAUAUGGUCCAGUCAGCUGACCUUGUAGUCCUUCCUUAUCAAUCUUUAUUACUGAAGUCUGCUAGAGAAUCACUUGGCGUUAAUCUGAAGAAGAGUGUUAUCAUCAUAGACGAGGCUCACAACUUAGCAGAUACACUGACUAGCAUGUACAACUCGAGGAUCACAUAUUCUCAGUUGAAGGCAGUUCUUUCCCACCUGGAGGCAUAUCUUAAUAGAUUUCAGAAUGUUUUGGGAGCUGGGAAUCGAAGAUACAUCCAGACCUUGACAGUUUUAACACGGUCUUUCCUACGAGUUUUGACCAACAAUCAAGAUGGUGCCUGCACUAUGACUUCAAUGACUAUAAACCAAUUCUUGUUUUCCCUUGACAUUGAUAACAUAAACAUCGUAAAACUUUGUCAGUAUGUGAAAGAAAGCAAUAUAAUCCACAAGGUUAGUGGAUAUGCCAACAAAUUAAUGAGCACUGAGGAUGGUGUAAAUCAGUUUGACCUCCAGCAUGGACAUGAUGAAGGAAGCAGUAUAGCAUGCUUUCAGGCAUUGGCAGACUUUCUACACUCCCUACUGAACUGCAAUGACGAUGGAAGAAUCAUAGUUGCAAAACAAAAGCUCAGUGGACAACCUGAAGAAGCAUAUCUUAAAUUUGUGAUGCUUUGUGCAGAAAAAAUAUUUUCAGAGGUUAUACGUGAUGCAUAUGCUGUUAUUUUGGCUGGUGGAACCCUCCAACCUAUCGAAGAAACUAGGCUACGCUUGUAUCCAAGCUUACCACCAAGCGAUAUAAAAUUCUUCACAUGCAGCCAUAUUGUUUCUCCUAAGAGUAUUCUUCCAAUAUCAGUUACACGCGGACCCUCAGGCAUGCCAUUUGAUUUCAGCUACAAUUCAAGGAGCUCUCCUACCAUGAUUGAAGAGCUUGGACGCUUCCUUUGCAAUAUAGUGAAAAUUGUGCCUGAGGGAGUUGUUAUGUUUUUCGCUUCUUACGAGUAUGAAAAGCGCGUGUAUGAUGCAUGGACGGCUGCAGGCACGAUUUCCAAGAUUUCCAAAAAGAAACAUGUUUUCAGAGAGCCACGGAACAGUGCUGAUGUAGAGGCUGUCCUCAACAAAUACAAGGUGGCAAUUCAGUCCUGUAGUAAAAAUUCACAAGACACGGGCAUCAAUGGGGCGCUUCUAUUAGCCGUUGUUGGUGGGAAGAUUUCUGAAGGCAUAAACUUCAGCGAUGGGAUGGGUCGCUGUGUUGUAAUGGUUGGAUUGCCUUAUCCAAGUCCAUCUGAUGUUGAACUGAUAGAGACGAUAAAGCAUAUAGAAAGUAUUUCUAGCUCAUUGUUAGUUGGGGGUGAUAAGGCUUCAGGCAGCAAAUAUGAUGAUGAAUGUGAACUUCAGCCUGGUUGUGAUAUAUUAAGAAAAUGCAAUAAAGGUGGAAGAGAGUACUAUGAAAACUUGUGCAUGAAAGCUGUCAAUCAGUCUAUUGGCAGAGCAAUCAGACAUAUAAAUGAUUAUGCUGCCAUGCUGUUGGUUGACUCGCGUUACGCACACAGUUCAUGGAGCAGGAAUUUUUCCUGCCCAACUGACAAGCUUCCUCAAUGGAUAAAAGCACAACUUACUUGUGCUCAAAACUAUGGAGAAGUGCAUAGACGGUUACAUCAAUUCUUCAAAUACAAUAAACAAAUCUGUUGAAAUGCUGCAGAACACUUGCUGAAGGCAUUGCUACAGUUUAUGGAAUCAAACACGUGCAGGAGGAUUUCGCUUCACUAGUUUCCCUUUGAGAAAAGCCUGCCUGGAGCUGGUGAGUCCAGAGGUCGACGGUGAACUUGACACUUCAUAGCAUCCUUGGUACAUAUAUAUUAUGUACAAAUGGUAGAAGCAAAGUUCAGAACUUUUUUUGGCCCAAUUUAUUUGUAAGAUACAAAGUUAUUAUCCACUUCACUCCAGCUUAGUAUCAACUAGUAUUGUAGUCACAAAACCAAUGCCACUCUUCUUUUCUAUUUUCAA